GGGGCGCGAAAAGUUACGAUUAAAAAAAAGUCGAGCCUCAUCAACUCCAGACCUUUUAUAUACAAACAAUCCUGUAGAUCUUCUAAGUGACCAGUAGACAUCAUGGUCCGAAAACUCAAGCACCACGAGCAGCGCCUGCUCAGGAAGACAGAUUUUAUUACCUGGAAACAGGAUAAUGACCACAGAGAUGCGGCUGUUAUACGACGGUACAUGAUCCAAAAGCCCGAAGAUUACCACAGAUAUAACAGGAUAUGCGGUUCUCUGCGCCAACUAGCACAUCGCCUCAGCUUAUUACCGCCAGAGAACCCCGUGAGGAGGAAACACGAGGAGCUUCUCCUAAACAAGCUCUACGACAUGGGAAUCCUAUCGUCGGCCUCGAAGCUCUCGAACGUCGAGCACGGCGUCACCGUCUCGGCCAUGGCGCGCAGGAGAUUACCGGUGGUCAUGACGCGCCUGAGAAUGGCGGAGACCGUGCAGGCGGCUACGAAGCUCAUCGAGCAGGGCCACGUCCGGGUGGGCGUUGAGACUAUUACCGACCCUGCUUUCUUCGUCACGCGGAACCUGGAGGACUUUGUGACAUGGGCUGUCGGCAGCAAGAUCAAGCGCAACAUUAUGAAGUACCGCGACAAGCUGGACGACUUCGAGCUGUUGUAAUUUAGGGUGAGGGUGUAUGCAUUUCCACGGCGUGGCGUCUGGGGGUACUAUGAAAUAGAUAUUGGUAGUCUUUUUAUAUCAAUUGGGUUCAGAAUCGUGUUUCCCUGCUCAUUCUGCAUAAGCCUACUAUUGCACUCUAUGUUCUUGUUUAUAGCUUAGUGUAUUGAUUACUGUAAAGGGGAAUUAUAAAUGAUGCUAUUUUCGAUUAGUGGUAAAUACCUAUCAUGUCUUUAUUUUGUGG
Daldinia loculata is the source of this 895-nucleotide messenger RNA. RefSeq names its product alpha-L RNA-binding motif-containing protein. Gene Ontology annotation, biological process: rRNA processing. Gene Ontology annotation, cellular component: Mpp10 complex; small-subunit processome; small ribosomal subunit. The coding region runs from base 103 to 654 and encodes 183 amino acids. The record is from RefSeq and is a predicted model, not a curated record. The transcript is spliced from 3 exons. NCBI's taxonomy places the organism in Eukaryota, Fungi, Ascomycota, Sordariomycetes, Xylariales, Hypoxylaceae. Gene Ontology annotation, molecular function: snoRNA binding; structural constituent of ribosome; rRNA binding.